Molecule: messenger RNA, 5552 nt
Organism: Xyrichtys novacula (pearly razorfish)
Lineage: Eukaryota; Metazoa; Chordata; Actinopteri; Labriformes; Labridae
Source: the annotation of a GenBank genome assembly
GCUCCUCCUGUGUUCUAGAGGCUUCUCAGGGGGAAUGUAGUGGAGGAGGUGCGGCCGCUCCCAGACACUCACACACGGGGUAGAGACUGUGGAGACCAGGAACCUGUCAAAGCCAGACGCUCAGGGUGAAGCCGGCCUGCAGUAUUAAUAAAAACCACUUUAACGAUAAGAAGACUAGUCUGACUGAAGCAGAGGUGAGUAAAACUGAGUGAAAAUACUUGCUAACUAUUGCUAACGUUGAUAAGAAGUUCAGGAACUGUUCCGUUUGUUCAUUUUCUUACAGUUUGGCCGUUAAAAUUAAACUUCAGAAUUCGUGUUAACGGCUGUUGAACGCGCAGAUUUAAGCUAACUGCUAGCAUAUUUUCCCCCUUCUAAUAACUAAAUUUUGUCACUUUUUUAAUGUUUUCUGCAUGUAACGACAAACUUAUUUCAUACAUGUCAAAAUUAUCGGUCAAACUGUAACUAACGUGGAUAACAACAGGUCUGAAGUGAUGCUGCUAACUACUGAACUGAAGUUUGUGCUGGUGUGUCUCCGCGCUUUGCUAAAGAUAUAGAGACAAAAGUAUGCAUUAAAGUUUUGCAUGUCUGCGGGGAAAAGUUACAUAACGCCUGGAAAACUACUCGCAAUUAACAAGGAAGUGAAAGGAACAAUCGAGAGAGUUCUCAGCCUCCUAAAUUGUACAGACACGCCCUCUACUGAGGCUGCUGCUGCUACUGACAGCUAAGCUAAUGAUGCAGCACCACAUGCUUUUCACUCAACUCUUAGCUCUUUUGUUUCACCUUAUGUUUGGGUUUGCAAACAAUUUCAGCUUAAGAGGUGUUUAGUUUCUGUUCUGCAAAUUAAAAAAGUGAGUUAGACUUAAAGCAGGGCUAUUCAUGUGUUUUAGGGACACCUUUUCAAGUUUAAGUUUCAAUAAAAUAUUGUCAGGUAGCAAACUAGUUCAGGAGCCAGUAACAAAUUUAAUAUCUGUAAAUGUCUUUACAUUUGAUGUGUUGUUGAUGUUUUUAAGAAGAGGCUCAAGACUCACCUUUUUAACCAGCUUUUCACUGAUUGCCUUUUUAUAUUUCUCUUAUUGCAGAUGUUAUCUCUGUUCUUAGUCUUUUUCUUAAUUCCCUUCUUAGAGGUUUUUACUUCUUUUCCCCCUUUUACAUGGUAAAGAGCUCUUACUCAUCUGUUCAUUUUAAAUUAUUUUCUUCUUUUAGUCCAUCAGGUUUUAGUCUUUCUUUUCAGCAUUUUUAUCUCUAUUUUUAUCUCCAGUGUUUGCCAAAGGUAGCUCUUAUCUCAUGUAAUGUCACGGUGUCAGGCCAGGUCUCUUUCACAAUAUCUUAAAUCCUUACACUGUGUGCGCUUAUGUGUGUGUGUGGGUGAGUGAGGGUGGGUGUGUGUCUUUGUGUGUGUGGGGGGGUCCAUGGAUUGGAGGUUUGGGUUUAAUUGUUGUUAAUUGUUGUUUUUAACCUCUGUGAGGCUCUUGAAACUCAUUUUUUGUCUGAAAAGUGCCAUCAAAAUAAAGUUGAAUUUGAAUUUACAUCUUUCCUGUGAUCAGACAACCUCCAGCUCUCCUCCACUUUGUCAUGCAGUUUCCCCUGCAGUAGCCUUAUCCUCCACAGCCCCCAAGUAUGAGAACUAUUGCUUAGAUGAGUCGUCAUGACCUCUCCUGUGGAUUACUAAUAGGCUAACAUUACAGUGUAUUGAUUCUGCUACUGUAGCAACAGUAAACACAGGGCGGUUCUCUGUAAUUCCUGUCAACUGAGUCAUCAUGGUGGCUAUAAGGUUUGUGGAGCGAAGUGCGAGUCUUUAUUUUGCCAACCUGUUCAACAGGUAUUUUUUUCCAACGGUUAUUAAAAUGUAUGCGAGCGUCUGACUCUACAGUUAUGUAAAACAUCACACAGACAGAUAACAGCAGUUUCACACUUUCUGUUGAACUGAAAGUGUGACAAUCUUUUCUGGGAAAAUAAUCCUCAUGAUGAAUUGAUGAUCUGAACAGUGUUCUGUGAAACCAAGAGACUUACAUUAAAAUGAUUCAGCAAUUCAGUCUGGUCAUCAGUCAUCAAUCAAACAUACGUUAACCCUCUAAAAGGCCAUGUCCUGCCUGUUGUACAGGGUUGCCAUAACAAAAGCAGCUGCUGACAAGCUGUCAAACAAGGGAGCCUUGAAAGCAGGUGCUGUGGACCCUCAACCUCAUUUAGACAGUUCAGAGUCUCAUAAUAGCCUUAUUACUCAGCAGUACAAAUGCACAUCACAAAUGCUACUCAGAGCAGGUUUACACGUCUUCAUUUCCAUAUACCCAGAUUUUCAUCUCACUGCCAACAUACGAUUAACAGCUGAUUGUCCUCAUGUUCCCAGGAACCAUGUCCAAGGGACCAGCAGUCGGCAUUGACCUGGGUACCACCUACUCCUGUGUAGGCGUGUUCCAGCAUGGCAAAGUUGAGAUCAUCGCCAACGACCAGGGAAACAGGACCACACCCAGCUAUGUUGCCUUCACUGACACUGAGAGGUUGAUUGGGGAUGCGGCCAAAAACCAGGUGGCCCUGAAUCCGACCAACACAGUAUUUGGUAUGAGGCAUUCUUUAUAGAUGUGGACAAGUCAUGUAUAGUUAUUUUGAAACGACCUGUUUUCAUUAAUGUUUGCCUCUCUCGCUGUUCUUCAGAUGCAAAGCGUCUCAUUGGCCGUCGCUUUGAUGACGCUGUUGUCCAGUCAGACAUGAAACACUGGCCAUUUACAGUUGUCAGUGAUGGAUCAAAACCUAAGGUUCAGGUUGAGUACAAGGGCGAGACCAAGACUUUCUUCCCUGAGGAGAUCUCUUCCAUGGUGCUAGUUAAAAUGAAGGAGAUUGCAGAGGCUUACCUCGGAAAGGUACAUCUAUAUUAUAUAUACUUAUGUGUGUCUGUGUGUGUUGGUGACAAAUAACAUAUACCCAACUAGAAAAGAAGUUAUCACCGGCACAGACCGGUUAUUUUGUGCUCUAACUAUAUUACUGUGGUUACUCUAGCUGAGGUGAUUAACAUUAAAAAUAUCUGUUAGCCCUGUUUAUGCAAAUUAGAAUUGAAACCGUAAAUGUGGUGUUAAAAGCGCCAACAGUGUCUCAGUUCUGCUUAACCUGACAACUGUCCCUUUUCCUCAGACUGUAACAAAUGCUGUGGUGACUGUUCCUGCCUACUUCAAUGACUCUCAGCGCCAGGCUACCAAAGAUGCAGGGACUAUUUCUGGGAUGAAUGUCCUUCGUAUUAUUAAUGAACCAACUGCUGCUGCUAUUGCUUAUGGCCUGGACAAGAAGGUAAGAAAUCUCUAGGUUACAUCUUUUAUCUGUAUGAUACAGUUUCAAAUUCUAGGGGUUUUUGUUGUAAAUUACACAACAUGUGUGGGAUGUACCAAUAGUCCAAUAAUUACAAUUAUAUGAAUGUACAGGUUGGAGUCGAAAGGAACGUUCUCAUCUUCGACCUGGGCGGUGGCACGUUUGACGUCUCCAUCCUGACUAUUGAAGACGGCAUCUUUGAAGUCAAGUCCACUGCAGGCGACACGCACUUGGGUGGAGAAGACUUCGAUAACCGCAUGGUCAACCACUUCAUCUCCGAGUUCAAGCGCAAGCACAAGAAAGACAUCAGUGACAACAAGCGGGCCGUUCGUCGUCUGCGUACGGCAUGCGAGAGGGCGAAGCGCACCCUGUCUUCCAGCACACAGGCCAGCAUCGAGAUCGAUUCUCUGUACGAGGGAGUCGACUUCUACACCUCCAUCACUAGGGCCCGCUUUGAGGAGCUGAAUGCGGACCUGUUCAGAGGAACCCUGGAGCCCGUUGAAAAGGCUCUGCGUGAUGCAAAGAUGGACAAGGCUCAAAUCCACGACAUUGUCCUGGUUGGAGGUUCCACACGUAUCCCAAAGAUCCAGAAGCUGCUGCAAGACUUUUUCAACGGAAAGGACCUCAACAAGAGCAUCAAUCCUGAUGAAGCAGUGGCCUACGGAGCAGGUAAAACCCAUUUUUCUAUUUAUAUAUUGAAGUGUAGAUCAAGAUUUAAGCUUCUCACAUCAGAACUUAAAAUCUUAAAUGAUGUCCAGCUGUGCAGGCGGCCAUCUUGUCGGGCGACAAAUCAGAGAAUGUGCAGGACCUGCUGCUGCUGGAUGUGACCCCGUUGUCUCUGGGUAUUGAGACCGCCGGAGGUGUCAUGACCGCCCUCAUCAAGAGGAACACAACCAUUCCAACAAAGCAGACCCAGACCUUCACCACCUACUCAGACAACCAGCCCGGAGUGCUUAUUCAGGUACCAAGUUUGUACUUUACGGUAUCCGUGAAGAACUUUUUUAAAAAUUCAGAGCCUGUUAUUUGACAGAUUUGGUGUUACGUCUGCAGGUAUUUGAAGGUGAAAGGGCCAUGACCAAAGACAACAACCUUCUGGGGAAGUUUGAGCUGGUUGGAAUCCCUCCUGCACCACGUGGAGUUCCUCAGAUCGAGGUGACCUUUGACAUCGAUGCUAACGGCAUCAUGAAUGUGUCUGCGGCGGACAAAAGCACCGGGAAGGAGAACAAAAUCACAAUCACCAACGACAAAGGUAACCUGUAAUGAAAUAUUGUAUUAUUGUGCGUCUGAACCACAAAAUUAGAUCUUGGAUACUCAGCUUUAUUUUGUCUGAUAUUAAAAUCAUCAGGCCGCUUGAGCAAAGAGGAUAUCGAGCGUAUGGUCCAGGAAGCUGAGAAGUACAAGGCUGAGGAUGAUGUGCAGAGAGACAAAGUAGCAGCCAAGAACGCUCUGGAGUCAUACGCCUUCAACAUGAAGUCUACUGUGGAGGAUGAAAAGCUGAAGGACAAGAUCAGCGAUGAGGAUAAAAAGAAGAUUAUGGACAAGUGUAACGAAGUCAUCAGCUGGCUCGACAGAAACCAGGUAUGAAUCGUAGUGAAUGUAAACUACGGCGAACUUAACUUGUUGUGGUAGCAGCAGGUGAACUCUCAAACUCUUCUGUGAUUUUAACCCUCCGGCUGCUUUCUUUGCAGAGCGCAGAGAAGGAUGAGUUUGACCAUCAGCAGAAAGAGCUGGAGAAAGUGUGCAACCCCAUCAUGACUAAGCUGUACCAGAGCGCAGGAGGUGCACCAGGAGGAAUGCCUGGCGGUUUCCCAGGAGCUGGUGGAGCUCCAGGAGCUGGUGGCGCAUCUGGCCCCACCAUCGAAGAGGUCGACUAAACUGGGGGCUGACCAGACUUGCAUAUGCUUGCUCUCUUUCUCCUUUCAGAGUCAAGUGUGAAGAGUGAUCAGUCAUGUUAGCGCACAAGUUACUACGUUGUCAUUCUCUGAUUUUUCACUGGCCUUAUUUAGGGUUGUUUUGAUCAUUUUUGUAUGCCUGGCUUUAAGGCGGCACUUUCUUUGUUUUUCUUCUAGUCUGUAGUCUUUUCAGAUGACUGUCUUGUGCUCACUUAAUCCUGCUAAUGUUUGCAUUACCACAGUGCGUUUCAGGAUUGGUUGGUGACCAGAGUUCUGGUUGUUGCUUUACUUUUUGCUAACAAGAAUAAACCAAAGCAUUUUCUGAACUCUGUCUCUUUGCAUUUCAUUUUUCUGUAUUCUUUGAGC